AUUGACGUCAUUAGUAUCUCGUUUAUAAUUUCUAAUGCUUGUUCUGUACCUCGCCGACCUUCUUCAGAUUCCAGUAUAAAUACAGGAUUUUCGAAAUGGUGCUUCACUAGCUCUUUUGCAUUAGCUAAUUCCUUUUUCAGAAUGAUCGCUAAGAUAGCUUUCUUAUGCGCUGCUUUUGCAGCCGUCAGUGCCACUGGAUAUCUCGCCCCAGCAGUCUACGGAACUGGACUCGCUCUGAAAGCACCCGCUGCACCACUUCUUGCAGCUCCUCUUUCUCAGUCAGUCAUCGCCACCCCUGCUUCCUAUUCCAUCCAGCGUUCUGUCGUCAACCAUGGAGUUGCUCCAGUUGCCGUCGCAGCUGCACCUCUCACCUACACUACCGUAGCUAAGGCAGCUCCUCUUGCUUACACGACCGUGGCCAAAACAGCUCCUGUCGCUUAUGGUGCCCCAAUUCUUAGCCAUACUGGAAUCUUAGGAGCAGCACCACUCGCUUACUCUGAUGCUUUAGGUCAUGGCCUUGCCUAUACCACUGGACUUGGACAUGAUGUAGCCUACACCACUAGACUUGCUGGACAUGGUCUUGCUUAUGGGCCCGGUGUUCUCGGCCUAAGCAAGGUUGGUUAUGGAAAAGUCUUGUUGUAGAUACUGUGAAAAUACUAGUCAAAUUGUGCGAAUAAAUUUGUAAACUUAUUUUGUUGAAAA
Stegodyphus dumicola is the source of this 702-nucleotide messenger RNA. RefSeq lists its product as uncharacterized. The record is from RefSeq and is a predicted model, not a curated record. NCBI's taxonomy places the organism in Eukaryota, Metazoa, Arthropoda, Arachnida, Araneae, Eresidae.